AUGGGAGCCUGUUGCUCUGUGUCUAAGGGCACUGAACUUAAUAGCUCACAGACCUUUCAUGGAGAAAAUGUGCCCUUAUCAACUCACCAUGAGGCUGUCUCCGCUCAACCUACUGGGCUCUUGGUAGACACAAAUUUAAAUACCACGGCCCCUGAUAGAUAUCAUCCUCCACCAGCGAACAACACUCAGUCUGUUGGGGAUGUUAACUCAGGCAGCAACUUGGAGACAAAAGUGAAGGACAUUGAAUGUGACGAAAAGGGCAGUGCAAAUAUCGAGCUGGGGGCAUUAGAGGAUGAAAAAUCUGAGGAUCUUAAAGCGUCGAUUGAACCUAUGGUCCCACCCCUGCAGGAGGAGGAGGAUGUCUGUCCAACUUGUCUUGAAGAGUACGAUGUGGAGAACCCAAAAAUCAUAACGAAAUGCAAACACCAUUUUCAUCUGGCCUGUAUUCUAGAAUGGAUGGAGAGAAGUGACACCUGUCCUGUGUGUGAUCAGGAAAUGAUUUUCAGUCUGGCUGAAGGAGGAUAA
This is a messenger RNA of Striga hermonthica, 525 nucleotides long. The record is from the annotation of a GenBank genome assembly. NCBI's taxonomy places the organism in Eukaryota, Viridiplantae, Streptophyta, Magnoliopsida, Lamiales, Orobanchaceae.